GAAACAAGAUUAGACUUAUUCAUGCAAGUACGGUUGACCAACUUUACAAGAAUUAAAAUGCAGAUAAGGUUGACAGUUCUUUAAUAAAUGCUUACUACACAUGACGUGUGAUUAUAAAGACCUAUGUCUGUCAGCCUUUGAUGGAGUGAAUUCUAAAUCCGGUAUAACGAACCUUUUGAUACAAAAUCUGUCCUGACAUGUUUCGGUAGACACUAUGCAGGCCUAUGAUGCCUCGUUGUGGUCUCAAGAUGGCGCCUGCAUGACUAUGGUCACCGUAACCCCCGUGGGGUAGCAUGUCCCUUCGACCUAUUGAUUGGAAGGAGUGGGAUAGGUGACAGCCUCGAGCUACCAACUGCUAUCGACCCCCAUCAAAGGGACUCGCCGCCACACCUUCAGUGAAGCGAGGAUAAAGGUUCUGCACUGACAUCCUUCCUUGAGUUCCUCAUGGUGCCCCACAUCAAAGACUUACCCUCCCUUUAUGAUUACCACCCCCAGUCCCCUUGAUCGCACGCUAACACCGAUACCAUACCAUGUCAGGUGGCGGGGUACAGGGGAGGGUGGGGACCGACAAAGAAAUGAGCCGGAGGGUUACUGUGGUACACAGACAUACACAGCGAACUAAGGAGUACAAGAACAGAAGGACUUAACCUGGCUACGUGUAUAAAUAACGCCGACAGCCAGCCAAGAAGUUAGUGUGACCAUCAGGCAAGACGUUGAACCGUUCUUAACUGUAAAGUGAGAGAUUGUUUAGUAAGCUUUGUCAUAUUUCGUUUGUAAACUGUAUUGAAUCUUUUAAUUUCCUUGGCUGGACAUAGACAUCGGUGGACACAAACAAUAAAUUUUUUUCUAUAUGAAGUUCAACGCUCCUUGUUUAGGCUUGCCGAUGUUCAGGCGCGGCUCUACCAACGGUAAAAGAAUGGUUAGUCUCUGAAAACAUUUGGUAUUCAGAUUGAAUCCCCAUGUCACGAAGAUGUCGGUAAUAAUAAUUAAAAUGUAUCAAAUGUCUCUCUUUCUCUUUUGCAGUUGCCUAAAGUGUUCCAUUGAAUGCGACCUGUUUGAGAGUUAUCUGCCCUUAACCGCCACCGACAUUAUCCUUCACGCGCACCUGCCGCCAGAAGACAUUCGCCAUCAGCAUGAAGCUCGUCGCCGCCUUCAUUGCCUGGAUCAUCUCAUCGUUCGCAUGUCAUCACCUGGCCAAGGUUUUCCUGGCGCAGGUCACAGGCUCUCUGCCGCAACUCAACCCUGCCUGCCCAGCGGCCAUCUUGACCGGGGUUCACAUGCUGUUCUGCUGGCUAAUGACAGCGAGAUGGGAGGACGGCAAGCUCCCGGCGGACUCGUCCUCAGCUCACCGUCUGGCCAACCAGAGUUCAGAAGCGAACUUUCACUUCCGCGUUUCCAUGGCGAUGCACGUGCUGUCCACGUUUCUGACCAACUGGAGUUUGGCAACCAUGGAUGCGGCAUCUACCCUGGCCAUCAAACUGAUGGAGCCGCUGGUGUCCGCGCUGGCGCAGUGGGCAUGGCUCGGACAGUGCUUGCGUUGCAGCGGGUGGGUCAGCCUGCCCUUGGUUAUCGGCGGGUCGCUGGCCUUCGUCUCCAAGCCUUCCCAGCAGGCACAGAGCGAAGCACUCGUCACAGGCGUGGGCCUCGCCAUGGGCUCCAACGUUUUGCUGGCCGUCCGCAACGUUGCCGUCAAGGGACUGCACUCGUGUCACGUGCACGUGGGCCCGCGGUGGUCGCGCCUGAGGUUGUCGGCUGGAAUACUGGGCGCAACGCUGCUGGCCGCAAUUCUCUUGGAGACUGAGGGUGCGGUGCCACGUGGGACCCACCUGGCUGUGACGUCACUGCUGCUGUCGGGGGCGUUUCACGUCACGUACUCGCUGAUCAGCACGAGCGUCAUCCUGCGCGCGCUGGACGUGGUCAGUCACGCCAUGGCCAACGUCGUCAAGCGCGUGCUGGUGGUGGCGCUGCUGUACGUCAGCGGGUCACGUAGUGCGUCGUUCGUCAACGUCGCGGGGCUGGCGGUGGCGAGUGUGGGGCUGGCUGUGUACGUCAGAGGAAAAUCUGAGGGCAAAGCAAAAGUUAGGAAUCGUGGAGACGUCAGCAUAAAAGGUCUCCUGACACCGAAGAGUACCACGGCCAAGUUGGUGAGCUUGACCCUGGUCACCUGCCUUUCCACGUGUUUGCUACUGUCCCUCUCGGCACCAGUCAACCUGUCCGUCUGUCUGCUGCAGCUGUCGCCUGUUAGGGAGGAUUCGUCCUCCGGGAACCACGCUAGGAACGUCCUCCUCCCGGCACCGACAGAGAAUUCUCCCUUUGGCCUUCACUGGCCGGGGCCCCCAGCCAACUACACCCUCCUGGCGCAGUGGAGCGAGUUCAUGUCACGUGACUACGUCCACCAAGACCCGUUCGACACGAACAUGCUGGCGCUGCAGCUUAGCAACAACGACGACGUCAUCUGGGAGAUGCAGAGGCUGCAGACGACAGUGCUGGCGUCCGUGCUGGGCGGCCGGCGACACGUCAUGCUGCUCGGCUUCGCCAUGUCGGAGAACAAGGGCGACUCGGCCAUCACGGCGGGCGAGAUGGCGCUGCUGCGGCGACUCAACGUCUCUGUGGUCUUCUGCUGCGAGAUACGGAACUGCAGCGACGCCAGCCUGCAGCGAGCGUGGAACAUCAGCAGACACUACAACUCCUCGUCCCUCGCUAUCCUCAUGCACGGCGGCGGCAACCUCGUGGGCUAUCCCUUGGCGGACUUCGUUCGGCGGAAGAUUCUCGGCCUUUUUCCAGACUUCCCAUCGGUAUUGCUGUCACAAAGCAUAUGGCUCCACAAAAGGAAUGAAGCACAUGUUAAUGAGUGUCGAGAGCUCUACUCCCACAGGGAGAACCUGACCAUCUUCUUGCGGGACAGACAGUCGCUGGGUCUGGCGCAGAAACUUUUUCCAGGGACGAAACUCAUGCUGAUGCCCGACAUGGCGUUUGGUCUGGGGCGUGUCCCUCGCACUAUGCCGCCUACACACGACAUCGUGUGGAUUAAGAGAAGGGAUUUUGAAUCUUCUGGGUAUGAGUUACCCGAUUUUCCCGCAAACCUUAGUGUGUAUGUGGGUGACUGGUGGAACUGGAAAACAAAUCCAGGUAUGUCACCCAUGGAAACUUCCCUCUUGAUGACCUUUAACGGGUUGUCGUUCUUGCAGCGUGGGCGCGUGGUGAUCACUGACCGACUACACGGCCACAUCCUGUCUGUGCUGCUGGGAAUCCCUCACGUGCUCAUCGACAACCCUCCCUACUUCAAACUCUCCUCCUUUUGGCGCACCUGGACAGCGGGUCUGUCUAACGUUGCCCUGGCGACCUCAGGUGGAGAGGCACUCGUAAAAGCUCAAGAACUGCUGAAAAGGUGGAGCGGUGUUAUUCCUCCUGCUAUGCUGUGUUUGAAAGAUGAAUGUUCAUAAUAAAUUCAGUGCCAGUCAUUAUCAUCACUACCAGUUGCAAUCUUUUUUUUUUAUUGCACCUCGCACAGGUUAUUAGUCUGUUGAACUUCUCUUCUACCUUACUUUCUCCACGCUCGC
Messenger RNA from Pomacea canaliculata, 3560 nucleotides. RefSeq lists its product as uncharacterized. The transcript has 2 exons. Gene Ontology annotation, cellular component: Golgi apparatus. NCBI's taxonomy places the organism in Eukaryota, Metazoa, Mollusca, Gastropoda, Architaenioglossa, Ampullariidae. Bases 1134 to 3443 code for a protein of 769 amino acids. Gene Ontology annotation, molecular function: antiporter activity. The record is from RefSeq and is a predicted model, not a curated record.